GAUCCCUCGUUGCUGAAUGGCAAAGUGACGCUGCAUCAGGUCACUGCUGGGACUGUGCUGUCCAGGCAGGGAGAUCAGGAUGUUAAUGUUUGCUUUGUGGUCUCGGGGAUGCUGCAUGUGUACCAACGGAAGAUAGACUCGGAGGAGGACACCUGUCUCUUCAUUACCCACCCAGGAGAACUCGUAGGCCAGCUCGCUGUCCUGACUGGGGAACCCCUCAUUUUCACCAUCAAGGCCAAUCGAGACUGCAGCUUCCUGUCCAUUUCCAAGUCCCAUUUCUAUGAGAUAAUGCGAGAGCAGCCAAGCGUUGUUCUCGGUGUGGCCCACACUGUUGUAAAGAGAAUGUCUCCGUUCGUUAGGCAAAUUGACUUUGCCCUGGACUGGAUGGAGGUCGAGGCUGGACGAGCUGUUUACAGGCAGGGUGACAAGUCCGACUGCACGUACAUUGUGUUGAACGGUCGACUCCGCUCAGUCAUACGGAUGGAUGAUGGAAAGAAACACCUGACUGGUGAAUAUGGACGAGGAGACUUAAUUGGAGUGGUGGAGGCAUUAACCCAUCAGCCCAGAGCCACGACCGUGCACGCAGUCAGAGAUUCGGAGCUUGCCAAACUCCCCGAGGGAGCGCUGACAUCCAUCAAACGCAAAUUCCCCCAGGUUGUGACUAGACUUAUUCACUUGCUGGGCGAGAAGAUCCUUGGCAGCCUUCAGCAGGGAGGUCAUCCUCUUGGGUUGCACAGCUCGAGCAGCAAGUGGGAUGCUGGAAACCCUGCCAGCAAUCUCUCCACAGUAGCAAUUAUGCCGGUGUCGGAAGAGGUGCCGCUGACGGCUUUUACUCUGGAGCUCAAGCACGCUCUCAGCGCUGUGGGUCCUGCUUUGCUGCUCACCAGUGAUAACAUCAAACAGCGGCUUGGUUCUGCUGCGCUGGAUAGUAUCCACGAGUACCGCCUGACCAGCUGGCUGGGCCAGCAGGAGGACAUCCACCGGAUCGUGCUCUACCAGGCAGACAGCACCCUGACGCCCUGGACGCAGCGCUGCAUCCGCCAGGCUGACUGCAUCCUCAUCGUGGGGCUGGGGGACCAGGAGCCUACCGUGGGUGAGCUGGAGAGGAUGCUGGAGAACACUGCGGUCCGAGCUCAGAAGCAACUCAUCCUGCUCCAUAAGGAGGAUGGCCCUCUCCCUUCCCGAACCGUGGAGUGGCUCAACAUGCGGAGCUGGUGUUCUGCUCAUCUCCAUCUCCACUGCCCACGCAGGGUCUUCUCCAAAAGAAGCCUGCCCAAGCUGAUAGAGAUGUACGAACGCGUGUUCCAGAAACCACCAGACCGUCACUCUGACUUCUCUCGCCUGGCUCGUGUUCUGACUGGAAACGCCAUCGCCCUGGUGCUGGGGGGCGGAGGAGCCAGGUAGGUGGCUUAUCCUGGGUACGC
Molecule: messenger RNA, 1424 nt
Organism: Mesitornis unicolor (brown roatelo)
Lineage: Eukaryota; Metazoa; Chordata; Aves; Mesitornithiformes; Mesitornithidae
Product: patatin-like phospholipase domain-containing protein 7
Exons: 11
Source: RefSeq, a predicted model, not a curated record